AUGGCUUCGUCCGGCAAUCCCUCCGCCGUCAGGGACAAUCGUCUGGUGCCUCUCAUCACGCCUCGCGCAGCUGCAACACCCAUACGUCGUGGAACGAGUGCCGAGCCUCCGUCAGGUCGACUGUCAGUUUCCACCCGGCGCAAUCCAGCCGCAACACCGCAUGGGCGCGCUGCCAUCCGCGCCCGCGACCAACGGCGUGCCGCACUGUUCACACCUGGACGUGCCCGACGGCAAAGCUUGCGCGAACAACGUGAGACGCCUCGGGAUCUCCUCCGAAAUCUCAGUCGCAAGCUUGCACCAACGUCUACUGCUAUCGACUCCUCAUCUUCCCCCGAUCCCAAUGCGGACUCGACCCUGAGUGCGUUGGCGGAAGGAGGCGAGGAUGAUGAUGACGACGAGUUUCCAAUCGAGCGACCGCGCUUCUCCUUACCCCUGGACGGCGACGACGAUGAAGACAGUGAAUUGAAGCCUCACCGGUCUAGUGGACUAGAGGAUCUCGACAACUACACCGCGCAGUCGAUCGAGCUACCGCGCCGGGCCUGGAGUGAAGGACCAAGUAGGCUCGAUAGAGGUAGUCUUGGAAGUGUACGCUUUAGUGACUACGCGGGGCCGGAGCUGAGGAGUGAUGAUGUGGGUAUUGAUUCGGGCUUCUUCCCACCGCCUGCUAUGGAUGACUACGAUGACGACGAUGAAGGCGACGCAUUUGAUCGUUUGAGUUCCGAGGAGAUGAGGCGCCAGACGGUGGGACGGGAAAGUGAUUUCGGGCUGAUUGAGGUACCCGAAGGUGAAGCAGGGAACGAGAGCACAUUUUUCAUGGCGCCGGUGGAAUCACCAGUCCGGAACUCAAUGGGCCUAGACGGUAUCGCAGAAAACGACCUGCCGGAAAGUGAGGACGAGGAAGGCCCCACUGCCAUGUCUGGAAUUUAUGAUGAUUAUCAAAACAUGGACGAGACGAUGCCAUCACGCGUGGCCGAGAUAUCAGUCAAGCGGCCAAAACAGCUGAAGAAGAACGGCAAGAAGAUUUCCAAACAUGGUAUCGAGUAUUCUUCUCUACCACAAGGAGUUGUGAAAAAGCUUGUGACAAUAUUUGCCAAGCAAGCUGGAGUUGGCAAGGCCAAAAUAGGACCUGACACGAUGGCGGCCAUGAUGCAAGCAAGUGACUGGUUCUUUGAGCAGCUCGGGGAUGACCUAGCGGCAUAUUCCAAACACGCGGGGCGCAAGACAAUCGACGAGAGCGACAUGAUUACUCUCCUGCGAAGGUAUGUUGCAGUUUCUUUUUCAUCCUUGUAUUACAGAGGGUGUAUGAUCCUCAUAAUGUACAGUUGCAUCAUCUGA
Molecule: messenger RNA, 1335 nt
Organism: Pseudomassariella vexata
Lineage: Eukaryota; Fungi; Ascomycota; Sordariomycetes; Amphisphaeriales; Pseudomassariaceae
Product: centromere kinetochore component CENP-T-domain-containing protein
Exons: 1
Coding region: 1-1335 (444 amino acids)
Biological process (GO): resolution of meiotic recombination intermediates; replication fork processing
Cellular component (GO): Fanconi anaemia nuclear complex; FANCM-MHF complex
Molecular function (GO): chromatin binding; protein heterodimerization activity
Source: RefSeq, a predicted model, not a curated record